CGUCGCGCACGGUGCGCCCCCUGAUGCGGGACGGCCGGGUAUUGAUUGGGUGGUCGCGGGCCGCGGCGCGUUCGUCGUCGGCGUCGUCGCGCGGCCGCCACAGAGCGCAAAGAGAGGGUGGCGGAAUCGGCAGGCGCCAUCACGCGGGGCCACCGCGACCGUCGUCUGUGGAAGGGCCGUCGUCCAGCCAGUGGCCGCGAUCCUGAUACACCGAAAAGAUGGUCAUGAUGGCCGGCAUGGACGACCACGAGCGAAAAGUCGUCCUCGAGUUCUGCCACCUGCUCGAGAAGAGCAAGCAGCUGUUCAACGGACUACGGGACCUACCACAGUACGGGCACAAGCAGUGGCAGGGAUACUUCGGGCGCACCUUUGACAUCUAUACGAAGCUGUGGAAGUUCCAGCAGCAGCACAGGACGAUACUGGACACGAAGUACGGCCUGAAGAGAUGGCAGAUCGGCGAGAUAGCGAGCAAGAUCGGCCAACUUUACUACCACUACUACCUGCGCACCAGCGAGACCAGCUACCUGCACGAGGCCUACUCGUUCUACGCGGCGAUACGGGGCCGCGCGUACUAUAGCCGCGCCGCGAAGGAAGACCGUAGCGACCUGAUGGUGAAGAAGCUCAGGUACUACGCCCGGUUCAUCGUGGUCUGUCUGCUGCUCAACCGGAUGAAGCUCGUGCGGGAGCUGGUGCAGGAGCUCGACGCGCAGAUCGUCGACUACACGAGCACCUACGAGCCGGAUGAUCAGCUCGAGUGGAACCUGGUCCUGGACGAGAUCAAGGCGUUCGUCAAGGCCGAGUCGGCGGUCGGUGUGAUGCACACGGAUUCGAACCCGGUGAUACUGACCCACAGGCUCGGCCCGCAGACCUCGCCGCCCGUCGAACGUACGCCACCCAUGUGCCUAUCGCUGCAGGAGAUCCUGAUCGUCGGCAACUGCGCCGACCAGGUCAAGUUCAGCGAGCUCUCGAUGGACAUGUUCAGGAUGCUGCAGACGCUCGAAAGGGAGCCCAGGGACGACCCUAACCACCUGCACGACGCGUCGCCCGCGGGACGGAUGCCGUUCAGGCCCGGCCCGUACCCGGGCGCGGAGAACGGCGCGGCGAGACGCGACAAUCCGCACAAGUACCUGCUGUAUAAGCCCACCUACAGCCAGGUGCAGGUGUUCCUCGCGAGCGGCUUCAAGGAGCUGCCGGCGAACGGCGCGCUCCUACUCUACCUGUCCGCGGACGGAUGCUUCUCCACCGUCAAGCAUCCGGAAGAAAUGGGGUACGACCUGGGUGGCGUGUCGACGUGCAGCAAGAGAGACCCGGAGCACUGUAAGAGGCCGACAGGUGGCAAGGAGCCGCACUGCCUCUACCCGGGCGACCUCUACCCGUUCACCAGGAAGCCGUUGUUCGUGGUGGUCGACUCGGACAACAGCUUCGUGUUCCAGCAGAUACCGCGCUACUUCGGGCAGCCGUUGAUGGUGCUGAUGUCGCCGCAGGACACGCCGCCUACCUUACGGGACGUCCGACACGGCGGCAGUCUGUUCACCCUGUUCCUCCACGCCCCCCUCGCCGCCUUCUGCCUUAUAUGCAACAUCGAUAGCCUGGCCGUGCACCACUGGGAGCGGUGCCAGCGUUACAUCGAGCGGUUCCUCAUCGAGGCGUGUCAGCUCGUCACGCGCUCGAGAUGCGAGACCAGCGUGUUGCAAUUCUUCGGUGACGAUUUCCUACGGCUGUUGCUGGUGCGUUACGUGUUCUGUGACGUGGUGCUCAACCUGCACCGGUCGUUCAGGGGUAGACAGCAGAGGCCCCGUUGCCAUCCGCCGUUACCGGACGCCGAGGUGCUCGAGCACCCAACACUCCACCACCUGGUGCUCGACCUGGCCGCGUGCCUCGACUGCCGCGACCACUUCCCGGACAGCAACGAGCUCGCCUGACCCCGGCAUCUUCCCUGUCCGGCCACCGAGUCGACGUCCCUGCUGCCGCCGUACAGCCACGACUACGAUUACGAUUACUACAACUGCAAGAACAAGAUCGUUACGCUGAGACCUCACUAAGAGAAAGAAGGACCGCGGUGGAAAGAAUCAAUGAGAGAGAGAGAGAGAAAGGGAAAGAGGACCAGCUCUGUCUCUCCCUCUCUCUCUCUUUCUCUCUCUCGACGGCGAGCAAUAGGAGAAAAACCAGAGGAAAUAUAAAAUAAAAAAGAACUCUCGCUAGAUCGAACGCCGCGGGCUUCGACGUACACGUACGGGCACUUGCACGCGCGUGGCCGGGUGCAACGCCGGACACUUUGUCCUCUGGGAUCCAACGGAUGCGAUUUUCGGAAGCACGGAAGUUCUGUUUGACGGAGGUCUGUUGAAUACGGAACGUUCCACGAUUCGUCUGGGUGUGACGGUUAGACAUGAAAUUUGGGAACUUUGAGAUUUUUCUACAUUUUUGUAUAAAUACUUUUGAUAAAAUUCUUUGGGUAUUGACGUUAUUGAGAAGGGUGAAUGUUUUGUUCUUUUUUAAAUUGCAUUUUCAUUAUGAAUGUACAUUUGGUUUCGAGGUGAAACACUGAUUACAGUGAGAUAGUCUUUCGACCUAUAUGCAAUGCCACUGUAAUCACGCUGUAGAUACUAUGUGUCCACAGUGAACUCGAUUAUCACGCGAAUCUUCAUUUUGAAAACAAACGUUCGUUCCGGUUCCCGUGAAUCUUAGUUGAAGAAUCGAGAAAAAAGGCUGCUCGAAAGAUUGGAAACCGGGUUACAUAAGUGAAGCAAAGUCCGAAGGAUUAAAAAUUGGGAUAUUGUUGAAGGGUUCUACUUCGGAAAUUAAUUAUAAUGGAUUUCGAUCUCCUCCAUAUGAAACCGCGCCGAGGGGAACAGAACUUCCGUGUCUCGGUCCGGUUCACGGCGGGGAGUCCCGGACUGCGCAUGUGUUCGCCGUUACACCCAGUGUGCGCGCACGUAACAAGUGGUUAAUAUAAAUGAUCGACGCCGUGUCUCAGGGUAACCCGGCGUCGGAUGGGGGCGUCAAAAAGAAUCUCGCGGCGCCGGGGACGCGUCUCUCCGCGUGAAAACACAGUAAACAAAACAAACAAAGAGAGAAAAACAAGAACACAAGUAAAAUAAUGGAAAACAC
Messenger RNA from Nomia melanderi (Alkali bee), 3108 nucleotides. RefSeq names its product protein SCAI. Gene Ontology annotation, molecular function: transcription corepressor activity. Gene Ontology annotation, biological process: DNA-templated transcription. The record is from RefSeq and is a predicted model, not a curated record. Lineage: Eukaryota; Metazoa; Arthropoda; Insecta; Hymenoptera; Halictidae.